Molecule: messenger RNA, 2349 nt
Organism: Folsomia candida
Lineage: Eukaryota; Metazoa; Arthropoda; Collembola; Entomobryomorpha; Isotomidae
Product: oxygen-dependent choline dehydrogenase
Exons: 8
Coding region: 373-2187 (604 amino acids)
Molecular function (GO): oxidoreductase activity, acting on CH-OH group of donors; flavin adenine dinucleotide binding
Source: RefSeq, a predicted model, not a curated record
GGCUAUGAACCGGGACAGAGCUGACAAGACAGGUCAUAAUUAGAAACCCGGCUAUAAUUGGAGACCGCCCACAAUUAGAAUAAGGCUAUAAAUAGAGGUUCUACGGUACGAACAUAUGUAUGUACUUAUGCUCAUCCACAUUUUUUCACCCACAUUUCAUCUCAUCCACAUUCAUGUCCCUGCUUAUGUUGGCGUAGGCUCAACGUUUAAUUUACUCCACUUAUAGCUGCAUUAUAAGUUGCAAAUAUUUGUAAUUUAACCUAUGUAUGUAGUUCUAAUUACAAUUUGAGACCUCAACCUCCGGCAUUGCCAAACCUGAGUGUACAGAGGACAUACCACGGGCUUUGCUCCAAUUACAUACUUGAUUAACUAAUGGAUUUAACCACCUUCGUAUUUUCCGGGCUACCCGUGAUAAUUCAACAUUAUGCAGAUUUCUACAAACAACGCGAUUUGGACGCCACGCUAAAAGAACUAGAAUCCCAACAAGGCCUACCUAAAAUUGAGGAAUAUGACUUUAUUGUGGUUGGCGCCGGAACGGCGGGAAGCAUUGUGGCGGGCAAAUUAUCCAAUAGGUUCAGCGUCCUUUUACUUGAAAUGGGGGGCGACACACCCCCACCCAUUUAUCCGGCGUAUAUCGGCUCCAUCAAGUCUUACGAUAUAAGAACACAUCCUGCAAUCAACGAAAUUUAUAACUCAAUACCUCAAUUAACGUCAGCGUUGGAUGAUAAUGGGAUUGCCACAGUCCACGCGGGUCGAAUGCUGGGUGGUUCAGGUUCCCACAAUGCCAACGUGUACAACCGGGGUUCUCCGUUGGACUUCGACAAUUGGGCGAAACUGCUCGGUGACCAGAGUUGGGAUUAUAAAAACAUGCUGAAGCACUUCAAAGAUUCGGAAAAUUUUGUGGGGCCACUGGUCAACGAGGGGCAACGCUACGAAUACUACGGACAACGUGGACCCUUCAGGGUGGGUGUGGACGUUCCCGACUUUUUGGAAAAUUGGAGCAAGGCUGCGAAAGAACUGGGAUUUAACUUUAGCGAUGCAAAUGCCUACCAAACACCUUCAUUUACUGCUCAAUCGGUUUCCCUUCGCAAUGGAUUAAAGGAGACCACUUACGACGCGUUUAUUAAAAGGAAGCUUAUUUUGAAACCCACAAUUCACAGAUACUCGCAAGUGGAAAAGAUUUUAAUUGAUGACAACAACACCGCUUAUGGAAUCGCUUAUACUCGUCACGGAAUACCGCAAAUUGCUCAUGCCAAGAGGGAAGUUAUCGUUUCCGCGGGGACAUUUGGGUCCCCCCUCCUUCUAAUUAAGUCUGGAAUCGGACCAGCAGAUGUCCUUCAGGCUGCUAAAAUUCCAGUUAAGAAAGAUAUGCCCGGCGUCGGCCAGAAUUUGUGGGAUCAUGUCAUGCUUAUCAUCCCCUUCCACAGGAAUGACCCCACCUAUCGCGACCCCAAUUUCGAAGAGGAGCUCAAAAAAUUCCAAAAUAAUACUAACAAUCGCCAAGGCAUUUUCGCACAUCACCAUAGAACGCAAGGCUUUGUGGUUUCCUCGUGGGCCAAAUCGGACGGCGAGGAAGACUGGGCAGACCUUCAAGUUCAGCUUAUUGACCAACCCUUCAUCAAAGAAAAUCCAGACACCGUUCUUUGGGAGACUACUUUAUCGCGCCCAAAAAGCGUGGGGGAAUUCCUCUUCAACACGACCGCCUAUCUCGCGGGGGAAACUGCGAAUGGAAAAUUGGGGAACAGCAACUUUAAAUAUUUUAGUGAUCCGACCGAUGUGGACGCCAAUAUUGAAGCUAUUGACCUUGGCCUAAAGGUUAUGGAGGGGACGGAAGCAUUCAAAUCUGGCGGGUACAAGUUGGACGAGUCUCAUAUUCCCCAGGCUUGUCGGGGACUGCCCAGUAGGUCGGCGGAAAUGUGGAAGUGUGUCCUUCAAAGGUUGGGGACAACGCAGUGGCAUUGGUGUGGGACUUGUAAGAUGGGGAAGGACAGUGAUCCUAUGGCUGUGGUUAAUUCGAAAAUGCAGGUACUCGGGAUUACAAAUUUGCGAGUUAUUGAUGCGAGUGUGAUGCCAAAGAUUACAAACUCUAAUAUAAACGCGCCCACGAUGGCGGUUGCGCAGAAAGGGGUGGCAGAAAUAUUGCGGAGGCAUCACGUAAAGGAAGGUGUGACGGAGGAGGAGGAGUAAAUACAUACGAAUUUUUACUCUCCCUUGUCGAAGUUCAUAAAAUUUUCAUGUAUAUAAAUAUGUAAUGUUUACAUCGUUAAAAUUGGUUAACAAUUGUUGAGUACAUAUUUAUUUAAAUCAAAAACUUGUGAAUUUAAUAAAAUUUAAAUUUAUUUAGUAUCA